Messenger RNA from Purpureocillium takamizusanense, 873 nucleotides. RefSeq lists its product as uncharacterized. The transcript has 4 exons. The coding region runs from base 95 to 331 and encodes 78 amino acids. Gene Ontology annotation, biological process: kinetochore assembly; mitotic cell cycle; chromosome segregation. The record is from RefSeq and is a predicted model, not a curated record. Lineage: Eukaryota; Fungi; Ascomycota; Sordariomycetes; Hypocreales; Ophiocordycipitaceae. Gene Ontology annotation, molecular function: protein heterodimerization activity. Gene Ontology annotation, cellular component: kinetochore; nucleoplasm.
AUACUUCGUAGGUUGUUGUGGAUGCUCAGCAGGCAACCCGCAUUUCUCCCAAAGCUCAACAACACUGUCAUCGCCUGGGCUCGGAUCGCCAAACAUGGCUCUCGGCAAGAAGGCAUACCCCAAGGCCACUGUCAAGAAGAUUGUCAAGGCUCACUCGGGGCUCAAUCUGAAGAAGAAUGCCGAUGUCACGAUCUUUCUGAACUACGUGCUGUUCAUGGAAACAUUGGUUAAAGAAGCCGCUAUCUACUCCAAGCAGGCUGGUGAUCGUGGUCUCACAGCUCGCAGCGUCAAGAAGGUCACGCGGGAUACUCUGGCCAAAUUCAAAGGCUGAAGCGACCGUUGUCAACUCGGAAAACUGGCAAUGUGCGAAAAUGUGUCAUGGACUAUCCCUCGCCAUGAUGGCCCUGCUCGAGGACACCACGGCAUCUCGCAGGAGCCAUCUUCCGGACAUUGAGCGACGGGAACCAAAGCCACGGAAGAAAGUGUGCAGGGCCUGUCUCAGGACCGCGCGCUCCAGCUCGUGCAUCGACGUCAAAAUGCGGCUGUGCUGUCCGUGAAGGGCAGCGCGGGACUGUCAUCAUCACUUCCAAGAGUGGAGUCGGGACUGGCAGUGUGCGGGGACGGAUGGGGGAGCUGGGAAAACGAGCUGGUUAGGUGGCGGCUGAGAGCACGAGACCAUCAACAUCAGACUUUUGCCCGCACAAUUGGUCGGCCCCAGAACUCUGCGGCAGUUCGCACGGGAUGAAGAAGCUGUAGAUGAGUCUGAAGUAGAAAGACCCGUGAAUUUUCAGCCGAACGCAGGCCGCUGAGCUUGUAUUCUUGGGGCGCCUGGACUCCAAUCACCAUCAGUGGCUAGAUUCUAGAAGCCAGGAG